Messenger RNA from Cannabis sativa, 1722 nucleotides. RefSeq names its product zeatin O-glucosyltransferase. The transcript has a single exon. Gene Ontology annotation, molecular function: UDP-glycosyltransferase activity. The record is from RefSeq and is a predicted model, not a curated record. Lineage: Eukaryota; Viridiplantae; Streptophyta; Magnoliopsida; Rosales; Cannabaceae. Bases 41 to 1450 code for a protein of 469 amino acids.
CAAUAUUGAAUAUAGAAAUAUCCAUAACAAAUAGUCACAUAUGGAUAACCAAUAUCAACACCCUUCUCCUCCUCCACCUCCUCAUGACGUGGCGGUGGUGGUUGUUCCGUUACCGGCACAAGGCCACAUCAACCAACUCUUCCACCUUUCCCGCCUUAUCGUGGCCUACGACAUCCCGGUCCACAUCGUAGGAACCACAAUCCACAACCACCAAGCCAAAGCUAGACUCCAAGGAUGGGAUCCAAACUCAAUCCCAAACAUACACUUCCAUAAUUUCACAAUCCCAUCUUUUCCUUCCCCACCUCCAAAUCCAUCUCUCCAACAAACCUUCCCUUCUCAUCUCCUUCCUUCUUUCCGCGCAACUAGCCAUCUUCGCCACCCCACCGCGGCUCUCCUGCGCCGUCUCUCGUCCCAAACCCGAAGAGUCGUGGUAAUCCACGACUCGCUAAUGGCGUCAGUUGUGCAAGACGUUGUUUCUAUUCAAAACGCUGAGUCAUACACUUUUCACAGCGUUUCGGCUUUUGCUAUCUUCUUAUUUUAUUACGACGGCAUGAAAAAAACGACGUCUUUGCUCGAAGUAGAAGAGAGUGUCGAGAAUAUCCCGAAGGAUAUUCCUUCUCUGGAAGGCUGUAUGAACUCCGAGAUUCUGGAGUUCAUAGCCGGACAGUACGAGUUCAAUAAAUUGAACUCGGGUAAUCUCUACAACACGAGUCGUAUGUUGGAGAGACCUUACAUGAAUUUACUUGAUAGGAUUUUACCUAACAAGAAACACUGGGCAGUUGGGCCUUUUAAUCCGGUGUCGUUUUUGUCAAACGACAGACACGUGUGUUUAAAGUGGUUAGACAAGCAAGAACCGAAUUCAGUCAUUUAUGUGUCGUUUGGGACCACAACAGCUUUCACAGACGAACAAAUCUCAGAAUUGGCUUUUGGAUUACAAAAAAGUAACCAAAAAUUCAUUUGGGUACUUAGAGAAGCAGACAAAGGUAACGUUUUUGAGGCAGUGAAAAAGUUACAACUCCCAAAAGGGUACGAAGAGAGAGUGAGAAAUUUUGGGUUAGUUGUAAGAGAGUGGGCGCCCCAAUUGGAAAUUUUGGGGCACCCAUCAACAGGUGGGUUUUUAAGCCAUUGUGGUUGGAACUCGUGCGUGGAGAGCAUAACUAUGGGAGUGCCCAUAGGAACUUGGCCUAUGCAUUCUGACCAACCGAGAAAUGCGGUUCUGGUAACGAAGUUGUUGAGGAUUGGAGUUGUGGUUAGAGAGUGGUCCAAGCGUGAUGACGUGGCGAGAUCUGACACGGUGGCAUGUGGGGUCAGAAGAUUGAUGGCUUCGGAUGAAGGGGUUGAGAUGAGAAAGAGAGCGGCGGAGCUUGGUGGGGCCCUCCGACGGUCCAUGGCGGAAGGUGGAAGUUCUCGUAAGGAGUUGGACUGUUUUAUUGCCCAUAUUUCUAGGUAAGAGGACACGUCAGCUAUGCUACUCAUCAAUAUAUUAUAUUUUAAUUAUUAGUAUUUAUAUAUGUAUUGUUUCUUUUUUCUAUUAAAAAAAGAGAUAAUUUAUGUAUUGUUUUUUCUUUUUUUUUGAUAGAUUAUGUAUUGUUAUUUUGAAUAUGCAAGUGGAAGUGGAUUUAGUGUAAAAGUUUCUUGUAUUGGAUAAGGAAUUAUGUAUGAAGCUAAAUCUCACAUAAUAUUCUCAUAGUGAAUGUUUAUUAUUUUAUUUUUAUUUUUAAA